Molecule: messenger RNA, 1982 nt
Organism: Myzus persicae (green peach aphid)
Lineage: Eukaryota; Metazoa; Arthropoda; Insecta; Hemiptera; Aphididae
Product: zinc finger protein 41-like
Exons: 8
Coding region: 477-1784 (435 amino acids)
Biological process (GO): regulation of transcription by RNA polymerase II
Cellular component (GO): nucleus
Molecular function (GO): zinc ion binding; RNA polymerase II cis-regulatory region sequence-specific DNA binding; DNA-binding transcription activator activity, RNA polymerase II-specific
Source: RefSeq, a predicted model, not a curated record
AUUCGUAAUCCCGCUCGGCGCUCACACCUCCGCAGUCCGAGAACUGAGGUCUCUGACUAGUGAUAACGCUAUUUACUAUUUAGUUUUAGUAACUGAUACCUAUUUAGUAUUUAAACAUAUUUUAGUAUUUAUUAUUUAUUCAUUUAUUAUACUCGACACUCAACAAUCAUACCUACUCAUAACUCAUAGUUUAUGGAUCUUGAUUCACAUUGAUACAAUAUCACGGUAAUAAAUUAUAAAUCAUUGAAAAGGCUAAAGGAUUCAAACCCAGUUCAUUAAAAAGUAAAAACUGCUAAUUUUUCAGUGAUAUAAGUUAUAAAUCUUCUCUGUUACUCUUCGGCUUACUAAAUCAGUUUUGAAGCUAUUGAAAAUGUUUUAAAUAAUAAACCGAGUAUAGACUGGUAGGUAGUAAAUUACCAAUGUAAUUGGUUAUUUAUUUUUAUUUUUUAUUAGACUUUGUUUUAUAUAAGAUAAACAUGGCCAUACGAGAAAUGGAAAUCUCAGACCAAAUGUUUUCAUUAAGUCAAUCAGACAUUUGUCGACUUUGUGGACUAAGCAACUCCUCAAGGUUCCUGAUAUACAGAAAAGUAGAUGCUGCUGAAUUGACUAUUGCGGAUUUAAUCAACCGCUAUUUGCCUAUUCAAGUUUCUGAUGAUGACGAAUACCCAAGAACUAUAUGUUCAAACUGUAAAUGCCAGUUGGACAUGUUAGUGAAAUUUAUUGAUGAUUUAUUAGAUGGUCAAAUGUUUCUCAAAAAUAUUUAUAAAAUGUACAAGUCUAAACAGCUUUCUUCAGCUGAAUAUAUACCUCUGGUUGAUGAAAGAAUCACUAAUUUCAAGAAUAAUAUAAACACUAAGAGUAAUGACGUGGAAUUUGUAUGUGAGACUUGUGGCUCAACAUUAGCUGACAAAAAUGACUUAAAGGUUCAUUUGAAAAACCAUCAUGUUACUGAAGAACCACCAAGCCAAAGUGGUAGUUCAACAAUUAAAGUUGCUGAAAGAUUUUCGUGUGAACAUUGCAAGAAAACAUUUGCCCAAAAAAAUGGGCUUAAUACUCAUUUAAAAACACAUAAAGGUGAUAAAAAGUAUGUCUGUAAAGUAUGUAAGAAAAGCUAUUAUCAAAAUGGAAACCUACAAGAACAUAUGCGCAUACAUACUGGAGAAAAACCUUUCUGUUGUGAAUAUUGUACAGUAUCAUUUAGAACAUCAUCUCAGUUGAAAACUCACAUUCGGUGUCAUAGUGGUGCUAAACCUUACAAGUGUUUAGUGUGUGAACGAUCAUUCCCACAUAAUAAUACUUUAAAAAUUCAUUUAAGGCGUCAUUACAAUGAUCGACAGUACAACUGUGAAUAUUGUCCAAAAAAAUUUGUUGACCGUACAGCGUUGGUCAGACAUUCUCGUACACAUACAGGGGAAAAACCUUAUUAUUGUGAUGUGUGUAACAAGGAUUUUGCCACAGUCUCAAAUUUUAACAAACAUAGAAAAAUACAUAUGAAAGAUAAAAAUUCUACAGUAUGGGAGCUGACUACCAAAUUCCAAAAAGGCGGUUCAGAAAUUGAUUUCAUAAAUGCUACAAUAAUUAACGAUAAUGAUUUACAGCCAUGCGAUAGAACAGAGGACUUAUUUUUAAUUACCAAUCAAGUCAAGGAUCUGAACACUGAUAUACCGUCCAAUAGUGUUAAUAAUUUGGAUGAUCUAUUAAACGUCAACACUUCCUUCACAUCUUUGAAUUCUAUUAGCUUCAAUGAAUCUAUUUUAGAGUUAGCUGAAAACAUUGUACCUUAGAGCCGAGUAUGAUGGUAUAUUUUGUAUUUAUAUGAGCUAAAUUAACAAUAUUUUGUAUUAUGAGAUUGAACAAAUGUCACUGACUUAUAACAUAACCAUCAGCCCCAUGCUGCCAUUGAUAAGACUGAUGACUACAGAUUGUAUCGGGCUUAUAAAAAUGUAUCAUGUUAUUCUUAAAUUAUAUUUAUUUAUCAUUGA